Polypterus senegalus (gray bichir) is the source of this 1701-nucleotide messenger RNA. It is a transcript of the gene ercc8, whose product is annotated as excision repair cross-complementation group 8. Gene Ontology annotation, molecular function: protein binding. Gene Ontology annotation, cellular component: nucleotide-excision repair complex; Cul4A-RING E3 ubiquitin ligase complex. The transcript has 12 exons. NCBI's taxonomy places the organism in Eukaryota, Metazoa, Chordata, Cladistia, Polypteriformes, Polypteridae. The coding region runs from base 264 to 1463 and encodes 399 amino acids. The record is from RefSeq and is a predicted model, not a curated record. Gene Ontology annotation, biological process: protein polyubiquitination; proteasome-mediated ubiquitin-dependent protein catabolic process; transcription-coupled nucleotide-excision repair.
CCAUGUAGAUUCCAUGCAUACGCAAACACUCUCCCUUUAUGAAGUUAUCAGUGGAAUUAAAACCUUUCACCAGUUUAUCUGUUUAUUUUCCCAUUGUGUAAUGAUGUGAACUGUAGUUAAUAUGUUUUAAAAAAUUUGGUGAAAUUACAGUGUGUCCUAAAAUUAGUAGGGAUCGUGAUAAAAUGCACAGGUGCCUGUCAAAUUACGAUAAAGGACUUUUAACAAAGUCAUAAUAACGGGCGAGUGCUUUCUGUGUAUUAGCGAUGUUGGGAUUUCUUUUCGCCCGCCAAACAGGUUUAGAAGAUCCCCUUCACUUGAAGCGAGCAGAGUCCACACGAAGGGUGCUUACCUUGGAGUUAAACAAAGACAGAAUUGUCGACCGUAUUCAUGGGAAUGGAGUGAAUACACUUGAUAUAGAAGCUGUUGAAGGAAAAUAUAUGUUAUCAGGAGGGGCAGAUGGAGUCAUUGUAAUCUAUGACCUGGAAAACUCUUCACAAAAACCUCAGUAUACAUGCAAAUCAAUUUGUACAGUGGGCAGAUCUCAUCGGGAUGUUCACAAAUUUAGUGUGGAGACUGUCCAAUGGUAUCCUCAUGAUACAGGAAUGUUUACAUCAAGUUCUUUUGACAAGACUCUGAAAAUCUGGGAUACAGAGACUUUAAUUCCAGCAGAAAUUUUCAGUUUUGAAGGAACAGUAUAUUGCCAUCACAUGUCUCCCAUUGCAACUAAGCACAGUUUAAUAGCAGUUGGUACCAAAGACCAUAAAGUACAGCUUUGUGAUUUGAAAUCUGGUUCCCGUUCCCACAUUCUUCAGGGGCAUCGGGGAGAGAUUUUAUCAGUGAAAUGGUCACCUAGAUAUGAGCACAUACUUGCAACAGCAAGUACUGACAGCAAAGUACGGCUGUGGGAUGUGAGAAGGGCAACAGGAAGUUUAUUCACACUUGACCAGCACAAUGGAGUGAAAUCCAAAGCUGCUUCUGAGGCAGCUGAUUCUGCUCAUAAUGGCCGUGUGAAUGGAUUAUGCUUUACUGGUGAUGGACUACAUCUUCUAACCAUUGGCACAGAUAAUCGCAUGAGACUUUGGAAUAGUGCAAAUGGGGAAAACACACUGGUGAACUAUGGGAAGGUGUAUAAUGAAAGCCGUAAAGGAUUAAAAUUUACUGUGUCCAAAGGUUGCAGUCCAGAAUUUGUAUUUGUACCUUCUGGCAGUGAAAUCGCAGUAUAUGCCCUUUUUACGGGAAAACUGAUUACCAUGCUGAGAGGCCAUUACAGUUAUGUUGACUGUUGUGAAUUCCAUCCAGACUACCAGGAUUUGUACAGUGGAGGGAAAGAUUGCAACAUCCUUGCCUGGAUUCCUGCUCCACGUAGUCCAGCUCUUGAUGAUGCAGAUGACCAAACUAAAAGCGGUGGAAGCCUUAAUCCUGCUUUUGAAGAUGCGUGGAGCAGCAGUGAUGAUGAGGGAUGAGCAUGUUCUUUAUUCUUGACCACCAGUCUUGACUAUUACAUUAGAGAUAAAAGGAAAAUGUGGGGCUGCUGCUAGCAGCAAUUGUAGAAUUGACAAAUCACAUUUAUUAAAACAUGUUUAAAAUGUUUCAGUUGCAAUCAUGGAUUAAAGUCCAAAGACUACUUUUAUAAGCAACAAAUGUACAUAUUUUAUACAGUUCUAAAUGCCACAAUUGAGAAAUAAAAAAGUUGUUUUUCUA